Sitodiplosis mosellana (orange wheat blossom midge) is the source of this 3150-nucleotide messenger RNA. RefSeq lists its product as uncharacterized. The coding region runs from base 418 to 2922 and encodes 834 amino acids. The record is from RefSeq and is a predicted model, not a curated record. The transcript is spliced from 3 exons. NCBI's taxonomy places the organism in Eukaryota, Metazoa, Arthropoda, Insecta, Diptera, Cecidomyiidae.
UGUGCGAUUUAUUGAACGCAUCCACUGCGUUGUGGUCGUCAAAUGUGUGUGUUUGUUUCGUUCGGGCAAACUGUCAAUAAGGUAAAGCGUUUAACUGCUUCUAGUGUUGUAUGUGACAAUCGGCGAAAACAAAAAUCUAUUAUUCUUUUUUUUCGAUUCGAGCGUAUUUUGUUUUUUUUUUUUUGGUUUGGGAUUUUUCAUAAACAGUCGACGGUGAGAACGAGUGUACGAGCAUUUUGUGUAUGUUGUGUUUUCGGGUCAUGUUUUCGUGGAUGUGACAGCUAACCGAUUCUACAGCUAUAAAUGCACGAUUAAAUGAAUUGCAUCCCAAUACAAUUUAAUUGAAUUUGGUUUAGUUUGUGAACAACAAUCCAGAGAAGCAAUAAAAAGGAAAGAAAAGGAAAAGAAAAAGGCAAAAUGAAACCGAGCACACCAACCACAACCGCCACAAAGUCCAUAUCAUCUGCGUCACCAUCGUCCAAAUCAAAGAGCAAAAAAUCAUCAUCGUCCUCGUCGAGCAGCAGCAGCGGCACAUCCAUCGCUGGCAAUGCCAUCAGUACCAGCACUACAAAUCAACAUUCAUCCACAACACAUACUGCGGCUGCCGCACAACAACCAAUCACUGUUCAAGCAAACCUAAAUCAUUUAAGCAACAGCAACGAUCAUGCAUCGCCCAGCUCAUCAAAUCGAGAGAAAACUAAUCAUCGCACGUACGUGGGAAUCAAUGCGAACAGUGUAAAAUGUAUUUGGGAGCAAUACAACAAAGGUGAUAUUGAAUUGAAUCCGGAAAUUUUGCCAAUACUCGCCGAAGAUGCUAGCUACAAGCUAUGGGAAGUGGUAAACAAUCUCAAGACAUUUACACGGCAUUCGGGUGGAAAAUUGACAACAAGCAUUGUCAAUGAAUUGCUUAAAGACUGUAAUGUACCGCCAAUAAUUGGUGCAAAUGCUGGACAUCGUGAAUGGAAGCGUUUAGAUUUUGAAGGUACAUACUUUUAUCCGGGUGAUGAGGUGAUCGAUUUGCGCGAAGAAUAUUUACGCGAUGAAACGCUUACACAGCACGGUCCAUUAACAUUGGAAGCGAAUUGGGUGUCAAAUCAGCGAAAUUUUAAGGAUUUAACCAAACUCUGGCAGAGUAUAAUGUUGGCCAUUGUGCUGGGCGAUGAUGCUGCGUUCCAGUAUACAAUCCAUACGACGCUGAUAAAUCCAUUUAUCGGAUGCAUUCUACCGCAUUUGGUGCAAAAAUCCAUUGAAUACUUAGCAUUCGGUUGUACGGAUGAUACGCUUGAUCGUUUAUUACGCUUCCUAAAAGUGCUUGUACAAAAUUAUCAUAGUCGUGAUGUGGCCAACAAUGAGGAAUACUUCAAUUUAUGUAAUUUAUUUGUGUGUUUGCUGCUCGGAACGGUUGACAUCAAAACUAAAUUGGCCAUCGUACGGAUGGAGCGUUCGAAGCGCGAAAAAUUGGAGAAGCAGCGUGAAAAAGAGGGAAAAUUGGUGGAAAAAACGACUGAAUCACUGGUGAAAAAUAUCAAAACGGAAUUUUGUAGUGCUAAAGACGGACGAGUCGAUGGAAGUGGCGGUGGUGACGGAGAAGGAGGAGGAGGAGGAGGAGAAGGAGGAGGAGGAAAAGGAAAAGGAGGAAAAGGAAAAGGAAAAGGAGGUGGUGGUGACGGUAGUGGCGGCGGUGGUACAGAUUCUGAUAAAGUGAUAAUCAAAGAUGAAUCCGACUAUUCGAAUGAUGUAUAUUCAAAUUAUGUGGUGAAUCCGGUGGCGUUGAGCAUUAAAACCGAAACACCGGACGAUCAACGAUUUUUCGACUGCGAUUCGGAUAUGAAAUUCGAAAAUAGUAUGUACAAUGCGGACUUUCAUGAUGAGCCCAUGUUUAAUGCGAGCGGCAAAAGUGCGGCCGACAUUAAAACCGAACACACAGAUAAUUUGCUACGGGACAAAUGUCCGAUCACCAUCAAUGGCGAAGACAUACAAACCUAUUGUGAUGAAGUGUUUUCACCGUUCGUAACUGGCGCUUGCAGUGAUCGAUAUGUGGAUGAAGUGUGUAAAUUGAUUGGCUAUUUGGCUGGGAAAUUGGGCUAUUUUGAGCAUGAAACGACUUAUUUGCUGGCCAAACGAUUGGAGAUCUUCUUCUUUGACAGCGCACGAAUCGGUGCACAUCGAUGGUCAACACAUGAUUUCAAAUGGUUGGCACGCAUCACACAAGCAUUGACCGCACUUGGUGAAACGGCCUUCCGUGAACUGACACUCUACUUCGAACACAUACCAUACGAUCAAAUGCCCGAAUGGCUAAUACCACAUCUAAGCUACGGUGCGAUCUAUAUACGCGGACGAAAAGAUUUAUAUUUUUAUGAAUAUAUGCAAGAGGUGUGCGGCGAUGCGUUGCUCCCAUUUUUACUGUACCAUCCGAAAUAUGUGGCAAAACUACAGAAAUUGGCUGUAUUGAAAAAGAAACGGCGACCAACCACUGCACCGCCACCAUUAAAAAUUAGCUCAAAAUCAAUGCUACGAUUUAGUGAACGAAAACAUUUACACAGCAAACAAACGACACGACCCGCAUCACAACCAAACAUCGAUGACCUAUUUCCCGAACGAAUUAAACACAUCCAGAGAAUGAUGACAACAGCAUCAUCAUCGUCAUCCAUGUCGUCGUCAUCAUCAUCAUCCACAUCGUCAUUUUUGUCCACGGCAACGCAACGACGAAUUGGUUUCAAAUUUGCCGGUUGCUGUCCCGUACUCACCAAAUCCACCAGCAUUAAACGCAGCGCCGAACAACAAUUCGUUCAAUCAUUCGAUUUGUAUAACAAAUUAAAUAAGCGCAUUGUCAUUUGUAGACGAAAAUUGUUAAAACCCAUUUAUAUCAAUCAUUCGGCCAAUUUAAGUCAUUUAACCGAUAACCGGCAGUACAACAUUUAGGAUAAAUAAUAAACAAAACACCCGACACCCGACAUACACACAUAUUGCAAAUACAAACUCAAUGCAAACAAACAGAAAAAACCGCCGAUGUAAUACAGGGGCGGAGACUAAGUGAAAGAGAGAGAGAGAGAGAGAGAGAGAGAGAGAGAGAGAGAACGAUAAAAAAACAAACAAAUUUGAAAAAAAAGAGAGAAAAAUAAAUAUUUCAAUUUUAACAGAAAAAAAAAA